AUGGAGCAGAACACCGGGUUUGUCGACUUGCUGGAGGACAGACGGAGGGAUUGUGAUUUUUUGUGGGCGACACGUUCCAUGGAUCCGUCCUUACCGCACAUGUUGCCACCGGAGUCGGUCUACGACAGGCAGAAGAUCAUACAAGCUGUUUUGCACGACGAGCAAGUCAGACUUGCAAUCGACACGCUAGCGAGGACGACUGGUGUCAGAGUUAAGGAUGUUGAGAAUAAUGCUAGUGCUAUGAUAAACGAGAUGGCCAGUAAAGCGGAUUUGACGACGGUUCGCUGGCUAGGUAUCUUUAUCACGAAAGCCAUGAAGAGGAUGUUCUCGAAAAUUUAUAUAAACGAGACCAUGCUCUCUGACUUGAAGAGGAAAACGCGAAUAUCUCAAGUACAGUACAUCUACGUGCCGUCACACAGAAGUUACUUGGACUUUAUUCUCCUGUCGUACAUUCUCUUUUCCUACGACAUGGCGCUGCCGAAUAUCGCGGCCGGCAUGGAUUUUUAUAACAUGAGGAUAGUGGGAGAACUGCUGCGAAAAACCGGAGCGUUUUACAUACGGCGUAGUUUCUCCAAUGACAUAUUGUACAAGCAAAUUUUCCGCUCGUAUAUCAACACUAUCGUCAGCCACAGCGAUAGGGCAAUUGAAUUUUUUGUCGAGGGUACGCGAAGCCGUAGUCAGAAGAGCACAAUGCCGAAAUACGGUCUUCUGUCCAUCAUCGUAGAAAGUUUGCUUCAAGGCGACGUACCUGACAUACAUUUUGUACCCAUGAGUAUUAAUUACGAACGACCGCCGGAGGAAUUGUUAUUCGUUUACGAAAUGCUCGGGGUACCGAAGCCGAAAGAAAGUACGGCCGGAUUGUUCCGGUCGCUCUCCAUUCUGCAAAAACCCUUCUCUCACGGACGUAUUUUCUUUAAUAUCGGGGAACCGAUAUCCACCAGUCGAUUCGUGGACAAGGCAUACCGCCAAAGGAAAAUUCUACAGCCUUCCUUCAAAAUUCCAUCGUCUGUUGUGGAGAACAUAGCUUAUCUUAUAAUAGAAUCGCACAAGAAGAAUACUGUACUUAUGCCGAUCAAUAUCAUAGCCUUGCUUCUCAAUGAGAGAAUCCAGACGAAACCAAAGGAGCCGUAUACGCUUGAUUCAUUGGUCAAAGAUUAUCAGUGGUUUAAAAGCUUUGUUACUAGAUCACUAAAAGCUUUAAUAUAUGAAACUGAAACUACCGAUAACUAUAGGACCAAACAGGAAAUAUUGGAAUCCUUAAAACCGCAUGACGAGUUCAUAGUGCUUGAUUCAUCGAACACGUUAAAGAUCAAACAAAGGCAUAAAGGAGCGAAACAAAUAAAUCAUUCAAAUAUCAAGGGACAUCCUUUGUCUGAACGGACUCUGCAAAUAGCGGUAUCUGCUAUUAACAUUGCAAUUUAUAUCAAUCCGACCUUGGCUUUUCUGGCGGAAACGGCUUUCAUUACUGCAACUGUAGGAGAGAAUGGCACCCAAACUGAAGUAGCUUUGGAACGAUAUGAACUAUUAAGAAGACUACUCAGCACAGAGUUUGUGAUGCGUCCGAUUGAAGACAGAGCUUUAAUCAAAACAGAGUGGGAAGAGUCGUUGAAUAUAUUGCUAUCACAGAACUGCUUGUAUACAGCGAAUGACUUAAUUUUUAUAGGAAAUAACACUAAAUUAUUUUCUAUCUUGCAUAAUGUUAUAUUACCUUUCAUAGACGUUAUAUAUGUGAUGUGUAUCUUAUUGUCUGAGUGGACUGAAAGAACGUCGGCCGAACUCACGGAUCGAACGAUUCUCGUCGAAAUGCAGAAAGAAGUGGAAAGAUUAAUAUUCGAGACUAAAGAUUGGUGUCAACAUCCCUACUGUUUAUCUCUUGAUUUGUAUAACACAACAUGGUCUAGUUUAUUAUCGCAAGAUAUCAUCGCAUAUCAUAAACAUACCAGUACGUACCGAACGGAUAAAGCAAAAUUGGCGCAUCUCAUCGGUGCAUUGCGCGAAUUACCGUUACAACGUCCCGCGGAAAGCUACGUCGGCGCGUUGCCUUCAAUUAUUUCAACAUCAUCGAUAGAUGUACCGGCUAAGUUGUAACAGCCGUUUACCGUGAAAUAAUGAAUUCUGUACGUCAAGACUAACAGUAUGAAAAAUGGCGCUAAUUAAUAACAAUUAAUCGAUUUUAAUUGUGAGAUAUAUACGUUGGUAUGUUGCUGGUACAUUUCGCUUUAAUUUCAGCUACAGAUAUAUAGGAUACGCCGUUAAUAGAAAGUAUAAUCGAGAAAGGAUUAAUCUUAUGUGAAGAAAGCUAGAGAUAAAAAAAAAAUAUCCUAGUAAGAUUUUUUCAUACAAGGCUUUGUUCUUACAGAAGUAGAUGAAAAUCGGGGAAUUAUUAUUAUAGUCGGAUAAGUUUCAAUUUUUUUCUAUAGGCACACACAUAAA
Messenger RNA from Temnothorax curvispinosus, 2433 nucleotides. It is a transcript of the gene Dhap-at, whose product is annotated as dihydroxyacetone phosphate acyltransferase. The record is from RefSeq and is a predicted model, not a curated record. Gene Ontology annotation, cellular component: peroxisomal membrane; mitochondrial membrane. Gene Ontology annotation, biological process: ether lipid biosynthetic process. The transcript is spliced from 6 exons. Gene Ontology annotation, molecular function: glycerone-phosphate O-acyltransferase activity. Bases 1 to 2088 code for a protein of 695 amino acids. Lineage: Eukaryota; Metazoa; Arthropoda; Insecta; Hymenoptera; Formicidae.